Messenger RNA from Colletotrichum truncatum, 2991 nucleotides. Its product is annotated as eukaryotic translation initiation factor 2c. NCBI's taxonomy places the organism in Eukaryota, Fungi, Ascomycota, Sordariomycetes, Glomerellales, Glomerellaceae. The record is from RefSeq and is a predicted model, not a curated record. Gene Ontology annotation, biological process: regulatory ncRNA-mediated post-transcriptional gene silencing. Gene Ontology annotation, molecular function: single-stranded RNA binding; RNA endonuclease activity; protein binding.
AUGUCUGGUCGUACUCAGCAACUCCGCGCCUCCUCCAUGAAUAUGGACGGAUCCAACGAUGGUCGCUCCUCGUCCCGUGGUCCCGGAAGCCCUGGUCGCUCUCGCUCCGGCUCUCAAUCUUCUCAGCGCCACAACCCUUUUGGUCCGUCCCUCGGCUUUGACCCUGCAAAGCCUGAGGGCCCCGGCCCAUCCGAAAAUCACGUCAAUACGCGUCUUGACUUGCCCGCUGAGGCUUACUGCAAGAAUGCCGGCGAGACUUCCUUUGCCAGGCGUCCUGGUUACAACACAGCUGGUAAACCAUGCAAUUUAGAGAUCAACCAGUUCCGGGUUAAGUCUUGGAACGACAAGAUGACAAUCUAUCAGUAUGAUGUCCUGAUCACACCUCCACCUCUCAAAUACAACGUCGUCUUUCAGAAAUGCUGGAAACAUCCGGCAGUACAGGCGAUGCUCCAGAAAUACAAAUGCCUGUGGCUUUCUGACGGUCGCAGGCUAGCCUGGGCGCCUGUUGCGAUUAACCGCGGUGAGGAACGCAUCAUGGUCGAUUUGGAUGAAGGCCUUCCUCCACCUAAGUCAGGAAAACCUCGUCGAGACAAUAGCUUCAAGCUCAUCCUUCGGCAGACUAAGCCGAUCCAUUUAGCUGCAUUGGAAGCAUACCUCAAAGGCCAAAUGGACUGGGAUAAUACAGUGCUUGAGUCAAUGAAUUUUCUGGACCACCUAGUACGUCAGUAUCCCUCGGAGAGAUUGUUGCAAAUCAAGCGCAACUUCUACAACGAGCGAGCCAAGAAGUCAAUGGACCUGGGUCCCUUCUUGGAACUGGUCAAAGGCGUCUAUGCAUCUGUUCGCAUGAACCAAUCCGUUAGCAACGGUAUUGGUCGAGGACUAGGCCUCAACGUGGACAUCGCUAACACUGCCUUCUGGAAGGGUGGCAGCCCCCUCCACCUUCUUGUCAGGGACUUUUUGGCGAUAUGCGAUAAGAACUGGCGUAACUUGCAGCCAGAGAGCAUCGCUAGUCUUCUCAAACCCAUUCGACAGACUGACAAGAAUGGCAGCACAACUUUUGCCAUGUCGGAUGCAUUUAAACACCUUCGCAGGCUAGCGAAACUUCGAUUUACUCCUAAGCAUCGCGGCAAGGAGAACUGGGAUAAAGUAUACCUUAUCAAAUCGAUUGCGUUCGGCGCUGAACACGGUGAGAAGGGUGCAACUGCGGAGAACGUGAAAUUCAUGAACAACGGCGAGGAAGUCAACGUCGUUGAAUACUUCAAGAAGACCUAUGGCUAUCGAGUUCAGUUUCCGACGUGGCCUCUUGUUGAAACGCAGAAGUCUGGUUUCUUCCCCAUGGAAGUCUGCAUUAUCAAGCCAAUGCAGCGCUAUACUUACAAACUGGAUCCUGAUCAAACUGCUGCAAUGAUCAAAGGUGCUGUGACACGCCCUAAUCAGCGCAAGGCGGAAAUCAUAGACGCAAAGAAUCAACUGGCCUGGCGCGAAGAUCCAUACUUGAGACAGUAUGGCGUUGUUUUUGAUGACCAGAUGGCUAAGACUACAGGUUCUAUUCUAGAGCCUCCCAAGAUUCAGUACGCCAACAAUGUGACCAGCCCUAUGUUUUCAGGCCGCUGGGAUCUUCGCGGCAAGAAGUUUUGGAUUAGCAACCGUCAACCUCUCCAGUCAUGGGGUAUUGUGAUCCUCGAAAACUCUACUAAUAAGCCUGCUGCUACACAGUUUGCUCAGAUGUUUAAGCAGACAUACACUGGACAUGGCGGGAAAGUCAUCAAGGACGCAGUUGUUGUCGAUAGUGAGAUGCGAAACAACAACAUGGCCGAUGCCGUUGCUAAAGCCUACAAAACAGUGCAAAAGGCAACGGGAUUAACUCCCCAGUUAAUAUUCUGCAUCCUCCGCUUCAACAACACUGGGUCAUACGAGCGUAUCAAGAAGUCAGCAGACUGUCGCUUUGGUGUUCUCACCCAAUGUGUCUUAUCCCGUCACGUUGAGAAGAACCAAGCGCAGUAUCAUUCAAACGUGGCAAUGAAGGUCAAUGCUAAGCUAGGCGGUAUUACCUGCCGAAUUCCCCAUCCCUCAGGGCCAAAUUCCAAGGCUCCCGCUUUCUUCAAGGAAGUCACAAUGAUGAUUGGUGCCGACGUCUCUCACGGAACGCCUGGAAUUGACGCUCCUUCUAUGGCUACCAUGACAAUGUCGAUGGAUCAGGAUGCUACCUUCUACUCAGCAGCAGCUGAUACCAAUGGGUACCGUGUUGAAAUACUUAAACCUCUCAAUAUCCGGAACUUCCUUGCCCGCCUUAUGCCUACAUGGCAUAAGCGUAUGAACCACCCAGCACCACCUCCACAUCUUAUCUACCUCCGCGAUGGUGUCUCUGAAGGCCAAUACUCACAGGUCCUCGAAUACGAGGUUGGAAGCAUCAAGGCUCUCUUCAAGGAGAAAUAUCCUGGGGCGAAACAGCCAAAGUUUACCGUAAUCGUGGCCACCAAGCGCCACCAUAUUCGAUUCUUCCCUCAGCAGGGCGACAAAAAUAACAACCCCUUGCCUGGUACUCUGCUCGAGAAGGAGGUCUGCCAUCCUUUCUGGUGGGAUUUCUACCUUUGUUCGCAUGUCGCUAUUCAGGGCACCGCCCGCCCGGUUCACUAUACAGUCCUUAUGGACGAAGCGAAGAUGUCAGCAAAUGACCUCCAGAAAAUGAUUUACGGCCAGUGCUAUCAGUAUGCCCGGAGCACUACCCCUGUUUCACUGCAUCCGGCAAUCUACUAUGCAGACCUUGCAGCUGGCCGGGCUCGUGCGCAUGAGAACAUUGCGACUUCUCAUGGUUUCCGUUCCGGUCCAAAAGCUGCAGAGAUGGUAGAAGAGUACGGCGCUCGUGGUCAAAGCAUGUUUGAGGGUGAACGGCCUACGGAAUCUCUACCUCUUCUACCUCUUGGUGGUUCUCCUGGCGAGGCGGACCCCGCCAGCAGCGAGAUGUUCAGGAACACCAUGUGGUACAUAUAA